AUGAGGACUCCUGGGCAUGCUAAGAAGGUGAAAAAUGUGACGAAUGAUGUAAUUGAUGGCAAGCGGGGCAUGAUCUACAUUCCAGACCAGAAGAUUUCAAAAUUGACCUUAACAAAAGACAUAAAGGGUCUGAAGCGCGAGCGCCGUGAUGCCAAGAAAAACAAGGGGCAUUCGAAGAAGCAAAAGCCGAGGAAGAAGAAGAAGAAGCCCGCUCCCAAGAGUGCAAAAUGAAGGCGAGUGAAAGCCAUGACUCAAGUGACACGCACCAGCUGAACCAAUUGUCUCCUUAGCGUCUUAACAUCGUACGUAAAAUUUAAGCUCUGUACUGGCUACCUUAAAGUCACUGCUGGGUUUAAACACCUUAAUCAUCACAGCAAUCUUUUGAGAAUAGUUUCUGCCAAAUGCAAGGUCUUGUGUAUGGGUUUGGUAGUUUUGCACACACAAAAAAAAUUAUGAGUAGAUUUUUAAUUGUAGUACUGCUGUUUGCACCAUCUUAU
Molecule: messenger RNA, 497 nt
Organism: Aegilops tauschii subsp. strangulata
Lineage: Eukaryota; Viridiplantae; Streptophyta; Magnoliopsida; Poales; Poaceae
Product: ribosome production factor 2 homolog
Biological process (GO): ribosomal large subunit assembly; maturation of LSU-rRNA from tricistronic rRNA transcript (SSU-rRNA, 5.8S rRNA, LSU-rRNA)
Cellular component (GO): nucleolus
Molecular function (GO): rRNA binding
Source: RefSeq, a predicted model, not a curated record